Messenger RNA from Ruditapes philippinarum (Manila clam), 1602 nucleotides. RefSeq names its product tartrate-resistant acid phosphatase type 5-like. Bases 92 to 1066 code for a protein of 324 amino acids. The record is from RefSeq and is a predicted model, not a curated record. The transcript has 6 exons. NCBI's taxonomy places the organism in Eukaryota, Metazoa, Mollusca, Bivalvia, Venerida, Veneridae. Gene Ontology annotation, molecular function: ferrous iron binding; ferric iron binding; acid phosphatase activity.
GUAUAUAUAAAGUGACAUGAUUGUUAUGACAACCCUCUGUACAGAUAUGUUUUUUUGUAAGUAGGAAUCUUUACAAUUAGGCAUAUCGUUCAUGGAUGUUGUUACCCUCUUAUACUUGAUGUCGGCUUUGCUCGUGCAAGGUAAGAGUGUUCCUCUCGUGCGACCCAACUCCUUACAGUUUCUGGUUCUAGCAGACUGGGGCGGACAAAGCCACGCCCCAUACACAUCUCGGGUUCAAAUGUAUGUUGCAGAACAAAUGGCUGCGACGGCAGAUAAAAGAAAUAUAAGUUUUGUUAUUUCCCUGGGAGACAACAUUUACAGAGAGGGAGUGCAUGGUUGGUUAAGCGACAGAUUUGAGACGACAUUUGAGCAAGUUUAUUACCAGGAAUCGUUACAAGUACCAUGGUAUAUAAUUGCUGGGAAUCACGAUCAUUGGGGUUCUAUUAGGGCUCAAAUAAAUCGAUCAAAACUGUCCUUCAAAUGGACAUUCCCUCACGUUUACUAUAAGAAGUCAUGGAUGUUGCCCGGCGGUAAAGUUUUGGAUUUAUUACUCCUCGAUACCACAAUCCUUUGCGGCAAUACCAUUGAAACCCCAUACGGCAAUCGUGUGCUCGGACCAGACAAUGUGAAUGCUGCCAACCUGCAAUGGUCUUGGAUAAAACAUAGUCUAAAGAAAUCCACAGCUGACUUUCUUCUGGUAGGGGGACACUACCCAGUCUAUUCGGUCGGCGACAAUGGGCCUACAAAAUGCCUCUACUCGAGACUGGAGCAUCUUCUUUACAAAUACCACGUGACAGCUUAUUUAUCUGGACACGACCACAACUUACAGCAUAUUCAAACGAAAAAAGGCGAUCGGAAAAUGGACUAUUUCGUUAUUGGAGGCGGGGCCUGGCCUGAUGACUUACAGACUAAUCUACAAACAGUUCCAGAAGAAUCCUUGAAAUUUUUUCUUGGCAAAGAUGGUGGAUUUGCAUUAAUAGAUGUGACUGCUGAAAGAAUGGAAUUAUCUUUUAUAGACAGUAAUGGAAAUAUUAGAUACAACUAUAAUUUAUAUCCACGAAAAUAAUUCGUUUUGCUGUUUGCGGCACGUGCAAAAUUCGGUAAACUCUGUCAGGUUCCGUGCAACAGGCAACUAGAAGUUCAAAUUCUCUGUUACAAAUAUCACGGUGACGUACACAUGAUGUUUCGCAGAUAAAACGGUAUUUAGGGCGUCUUUAUGUUUGUUGUUCGUUAAAAAAUCCAUUCUUUCGCAAGAUGGAAGAAUCAUUCAGCGUUUUUCUCCAUUUUUACUCUAUCUGUUAGAUCCACUGUGAUUUAGGUAGGAAGGUCAUGUGCAAUACCACGUUUGGUUCAAAUGCCACAGAACUUAAAAAUAUGAAUUUUAAAGACUUUACAUGCAUGUGUGGUAAUGUGCACGGAUCCGUACCCGCUAUACCUUAAAGCUGCAUGUCCCAGAUUGAUUCAUGCUAAUUUUCAUGAUUUUUUUUUAAAAUGUUUAUAAAGAAAAAUUUUGUGAAGUGAAUUUACACAUUGAAAAUGCUAACAAUUCACGUCAAUUACCAAAAAUAGGUUAAAAUAUAGCCCUAAUGCGUUACCCACGUG